ACCCAAACUUGUUGACCGACUAUGUAUUUGCAGUGUAUGUGAGAGAGAAUGAUGCCGCUUCUGUUGCAUCUAACGUUCGAAUGUUGCUUAUGUUGAAGAAAGAAAAAAAAACACGGAGUUUGUUUGCUGUUGUAUUGAUCUACAGUAGCUUAGCGUGGGAUAUUUUUUUUUGUAUCUAUAGGUUCGUGUUUUUGGGUUGUAUUUCCAAGCGAUGGUGGCAGCAGAAGCAACAUUUCAGCUGGUGUUGAUGGAAGACUUCCCAGUUUUGCAGAGUUGCACGUUGCGAAUGCAAGACUGGAUGUAGCUGAUUGGAGUAGCGAAAUCGGUGAUCACACAGCCGAGUGGGAGGAGGGGAGAUUCUGAAAGUGGGUUUUUCUGUGUGUGACUCUCCAGCGGCCAUGUUAUCCAAGAAGCCGUGCGCUGCCGUCUACCCAACUGGCAAAGGGGGUGAGAUCUGCCAGCUACAGUCUUCCCCGGAAUCGGAGUCGGGGUCCCGGGCCGUAGCAGCGACAGACCCGCCAUCGCCCGUCACACUACCACCCCUCAGGAAUAUCAAGUCGCUCACGGUUGGAGGCAAUAAGCACACCAUGAGUGACCACAUGCACGUGGGGAACCACCAACAGAUCCACGUCCAACAGCUGUUUGAGGAGAACAGCAACAAACGGACAGUGUUGACUGCACAGCCCAAUGGGUUGACCUCUGUGGGCCGGGCAGGUCUACCGCUGCCUGACCGACAGCAGCCCGACGUCACCACUACCACGGCCCAGUGUCGGCAGGGCAGCUCAGCCUCCCUCAAGUCCACCGACAGCAAGCCCCAGCCGGCCACCCUGACCCCGGAGCAGGCCAUGAAGCAGUUCAUGCCCAAGCUUACGGCCUUCGAGCACCAUGAGAUCUUCAGUUACCCAGAGGUGUAUUUCGCUGGACCCAACGCCAAGAAGAGGCCGGGGGUGAUCGGGGGGUCCAACAACGGAGGCUACGACGACGAUCAGGGCUCCUACAUCCAGGUGCCCCACGACCACGUCUCCUACCGCUACGAGGUCCUCAAGGUGAUUGGCAAGGGCAGUUUCGGACAGGUGGUGAAGGCCUACGACCACAAGGCCCACUGCCACGUGGCGCUGAAGAUGGUGAGGAAUGAGAAGAGGUUCCACCGCCAGGCGGCCGAAGAGAUCCGGAUCCUGGAGCACCUGAGGAAGCAGGACAAAGACUCCACCAUGAACGUGAUCCACAUGCUGGAGAACUUCACAUUCCGUAACCACAUCUGCAUGACCUUUGAACUCCUCAGCAUGAACCUCUACGAGCUCAUCAAGAAGAACAAGUUCCAGGGCUUCAGCUUGCCGCUCGUCAGGAAGUUCGCCCACUCUAUCCUGCAGUGUCUGGACUCGCUGCACAAGAACCGUAUCAUUCACUGUGACCUGAAGCCAGAGAACAUUCUCCUGAAGCAGCAGGGACGCAGCGGGAUCAAGGUCAUCGACUUUGGCUCCAGCUGCUACGAGCACCAGCGGGUUUACACCUACAUCCAGUCUCGUUUUUACAGAGCUCCCGAGGUCAUCCUGGGGUCGCGCUAUGGGAUGCCUAUUGACAUGUGGAGCCUGGGCUGCAUCUUAGCGGAGUUGCUCACUGGGUACCCUCUCCUGCCGGGCGAAGAUGAAGGGGACCAACUGGCAUGCGUCAUCGAGCUGCUGGGCAUGCCCUCGCAGAAACUUCUGGACUCUUCCAAGAGAGCCAAGAACUUUGUGAGCUCCAAGGGUUACCCCCGGUACUGCGCGGUGACGACCCUGCCGGACGGCUCGGUGGUGCUGAACGGGGGGCGCUCCCGCCGGGGCAAACUGAGGGGACCCCCGGGGAGCAAGGAGUGGGUGACGGCCUUGAAGGGCUGCGACGACCCCCUGUUCCUGGACUUCAUCAAGCAGUGUCUGGAGUGGGACCCUGUCGUGCGUAUGUCCCCCAGCCAGGCCCUCAGACACCCCUGGCUCAGGAGGCGCUUGCCCAAACCUCCCACGGGGGACAAAACAACGGUGAAGCGUAUCACCGACGGGGGCUCUGGCGCUAUCACGUCCAUCUCCAAAUUACCUCCCACCUCGGGCUCCACCUCCAAGAUAAGGACUAACCUGGCGCACAUCACGGACGCCAACGGGAACAUCCAACAGAGGACAGUGUUGCCAAAACUAGUCAGUUGAAGAAACUGUAAACGACAGCUAGUUCGUUGUCUCAUCUAGGAUAUCUCUUCUUACUGUUUUUGGUUUGUUUUGUUUUUUUAAAGUGGAGAGAUGAUUGUGUCUCUGAGAGAGAGAGAAAAACAACCGGGGAAGCCGAACAGUACCAGUCACAGUACUCAACAGUGUGUUUUUUUAAAGUGGAGAGAUGAUUGUGUCUCUGAGAGAGAGAGAAAAACAACCGGGGAAGCCGAACAGUACCAGUCACAGUACUCAACAGUGUGUUUUUU
This is a messenger RNA of Oncorhynchus nerka (sockeye salmon), 2443 nucleotides long. Its product is annotated as dual specificity tyrosine-phosphorylation-regulated kinase 2-like. Gene Ontology annotation, molecular function: protein serine/threonine kinase activity; protein serine/threonine/tyrosine kinase activity; ATP binding. Gene Ontology annotation, biological process: peptidyl-threonine phosphorylation; peptidyl-serine phosphorylation. NCBI's taxonomy places the organism in Eukaryota, Metazoa, Chordata, Actinopteri, Salmoniformes, Salmonidae. Gene Ontology annotation, cellular component: nucleus; cytoplasm; cytoskeleton. The record is from RefSeq and is a predicted model, not a curated record.